AUGACUGACAAGAACGACGAGACCGGAUCACGUGGAUCCCAGCAUGACUCGUGUUUUCUACACAAUCUUAGCACUAACUUGAAAUCGACUGGAACAACGCUUUCCGUCUCUGAAUACCAAGAUUGCCAAAGAAACCAAUCGCCAUUUCAAGACUUGAAAGCUGCUUGGUCUAUUCUCCUUUCCAAGUAUGUCAACACCUCUACGGUACUAUUCGGAGCAAUCUCGGAUAGCGGCACCUUGGAGGAAUGGAGGGCAUCGGUAAACGAAGUGGCGCAUAUUCCGCAGGCUAUCUCCCUAUAUAAAGUACGUGAUCGGGAAAAUGGAGAGCUGUGCUCUGAAUGUUGCUUCAACACGUACCUCCUUGAGAGUAUUGGACUCAAGGCCAUCGAAAGAUUGGCUCAAGUAAAGAAACAUGUCGAUCUUACUAUCGGGAUAGACUAUUCGAAGUCCCGCUUCCGAAUGUGCAUAUACAGUCAAGAAUCAUUUCUGGAUCAAGAUCACGCAGAACUGUUGAACUCAGCUUUGAUUCACACGUUGAAAAGCCUGCAGUCUACACUUCAGCUAAAGUCCAUAGACCUGAUUAGUGACUCGCAUCGACGCCAGCUCUAUAGAUGGAACAGAGCGGCGCCGACAGGACCACUGGGUGACAAGAUUCAUCAUUGCAUUGAGCGACAGUGUCUCAGGCGGCCCGAAACUGAAGCCGUUUGUGCCUGGGAUGGGUCAUUCUCCUAUGGGGAAUUGGAUAUAUUAUCGUCGGAGGUUCGUGAUAUUUUAUAUGCCAGAAAUGUGCUGCCUGGAGUGAUAAUUCCAUUACUUUUUGAGAAGUCAAAGUGGACAGUGGUGGCAAUGCUGGGUGUGCUCAAAGCUGCUGCUGCUUUUGUCGCCAUUGACCCAUCAUUUCCCCAAGCUCGGGUGCAAGCCAUUUGUCAUGAGGUAAAGGCCCCGGUUAUCCUGUGUUCCUCCAAGCAGGAACUUUCGAUACCAAACCUGAACCAUAAAACCAUCACCGUUCCCGUCACUAGCCCCGGCAUCCUUUCAUCUCAAACCCAGGAGAAACAUUCGUCGGCAUCUGAUCCCAACCAGCCGGCUUACAUCGCAUACACCUCAGGUUCUACUGGGAUCCCCAAGGGCAUUAUCAUCAGCCAUGGAAACUUCUGUACUAACAUGGCUCUUAGCAGUCCUCUGCAGAGCCUUAGCUGCUCCUCCCGCGUCUUGCAAUUUGCAUCAUAUGCAUUCGAUGUCAGCAUCCAUGAAACGUUGACUCCCCUGAUGUUAGGGGGCUCUGUGUGUAUUCCUUCGGAAUCUCAACGAGUAGACAACCUUCAGCAAGCAAUCCUGGAUCUUCGGGUAAACUGGAUAGAGUUGGUGCCUUCCGUGGCACGACUCCUUGAUUUCAGCGCUAUACCUGAAGUUCAGACCCUCGUCGUCGGAGGGGAAGCUAUGCGUCCGUCAGAUAUUUCCCGAUGGGCAGGUCAACUACACCUGACCCAGGCGUACGGCCCGGCAGAAUGUACCAUAGUCUCCACAAUUCAAUCAGGGCUCAGCCGGGUUAGUGAUCCUCGUAACAUUGGGUACAGUGCUGCGGGAUCAUCCUGGAUUGUUGAGCCCGAAAACCAUUCGAAACUUGUACCCAUUGGAGCAGUGGGAGAGCUCGUCAUCGGUGGCCCGAUAGUUGGUGGGGGAUAUUUGGACCAACCAGAGCAAACAGCACAAUCAUUCAUUUCUGACGUUCCAUGGUCAAAGAGGCCCGGAAUCUACUACAAAACUGGCGAUUUGGCACGGCAAAACUCCGAUGGCAGCAUUGUUUACAUGGGAAGAAAGGAUACGCAAGUCAAGAUUCGCGGCCAACGAGUCGAGCUUGGGGAGAUCGAGCAUCUAGCUCAGGAGUUAUGGUCUAACAUCACGCCAGUUGCUGAGGUUGUCACAAAAGGGGACCGUGAUCCCAUUUUGGUACUGUUCAUUGCACCGAUCGCCUCGGAUUCGAACAAAGCAUCGGAUAAUGAGGAUAUACUCAUGAAACCCGAUACACAAUUUUGGAAGAGGGCACGAAACAUACAGUCCACCCUUCGUGAGGUACUUCCUAGAUAUAUGAUUCCAGAUGUCUUUGUUCCAAUCCAAAGGUUACCAUUGAUGCCCUCUGGGAAGGUCGAUCGAAAGUUGCUGCGCAACACUGUGUCCCGCUUAUCUGACAGAAAUCUACAAUCAUUCCGGAGUAUGAUGCAUCCCAAUGAAAGCCCUGUCGAAUCAUCUGAGAUUCUCCAUGCCUGUAUUGCCCAAAUGUUCUCAGAUGUAUUGAGGCUACCUCAAGACCAAGUCGGAGUCAGCGCGAAUUUCUUUCAUCUUGGUGGGGAUUCAGCUCUCGCCAUUGUUUUGGUGAAUGAAGCACGUCUUAGGCACAGUAUCAACAUCACCGUUACAUCUAUUUUCGAAAACCCCACCGUCGCCGCGUUAGCUCAAAGCAUCAAGACAAGCCCGAUGGAGCCCGUAUCCUGUCAGCAAAUAAUUCCAUUCUCAUUGAUGGAUGGCGAAGGGGAAUAUCUUCGCGGUCUUGCUGCAAGCCAAUGUGGCGUCAUUCCGGAAGACAUUGAAGACAUCUAUCCUUGUACGCCCCUCCAGGAGCGUCUUAUGGCCUGGACAGCAAGCAAGCCUGGAGCUUUUCGAGCGAAUUUCGAUCUCAGUCUUCCGCCAAGUAUCGACUGGCGAAAGUUAAACAAUGCGUUACGCACGGUCAUUCAAGCUUAUCCAAUUUUGAGGACAAGAAUAGUCCUGAUUUCUGAAUCUCUUCGACUCUCCCGCGGGCUUCAAGUUGUCGUCCGGGAAGACAUAGCAUGGAAUGAUGCGACAACCUGCCAAAAUGAAGAAAAUACCAUGUCCCCAGGAACACCACUCUUUUAUUGUUAUACUGUGCAUGAGGCUGGUUCUAGACUGAAGCUGACUCUGCAUCAUGCGCUCUUUGAUUCGUGGUCCUACAGUCAUAUCAUAGAUGCCGUGGAAACUGCAUACAACGGGACGCAGAUUGUGACGUCUCCAUUUGUCCCUUUCAUUAAACAUCUUUUAGACUUGGAUGAUAUUGCCGCAAAAUCAUUUUGGACAGGUGAGUUCGACGAUUUGGCAGCAGUUCCUUUUCCAGCCAAGGUGGCCCCGGGUCAUAUUCCCCAAAACGUCGCGAGGUGUGUCCAUAGCUUUUGUCUUCAAAGGUGCAACGAAAAUGAAAUUACUCUGUCGACUGCAUGUCGCCUUGCAUGGGCCCUCGUAGUGGCCUGUCAUACAGGAUCAUUGGAUGUCGUCUAUGGGGUGACCGUCACGGGCCGCAACAGCUCCGAGACUGCUAGCAUUGUCGGGCCUACCAUCACCACGUUCCCCCUUCGCGUCCUUCUACAUAGCGACGAGAAGAUAUAUGACGCAUUGAAGAAUCUACAGAAGCAUGCCUUAAAUAUGAUGCCUUACGAGCAUUUUGGGGUUCAUCGGAUGCGACAAUGCAGUUCUGAAGCCGUCAGGGCUAGCCAGUUCCAGAGCUUGCUUGUUGUCCAGCCAGCAAGGCCACCUUUGCCCAACGAACGUUCUCAUAGCCUAUUGAAACUGAUGGAAGUAGACACAUUAGAACAACAGACUGAUACUAACUUUGCGACCCAAGUUCUUACGAUUAUAUGCGAAUACGCAGAGGACACUAUGAAAUUGAGGGGCGUGUUUGAUCCUAAAUUGGUCCCUACUGAAAAAGUCAAAGAAUACCUGCAUCAGAUGAGCGACUUUUUGACCUUGAUUCUUAGUUCGUCAUCAGAUACUGUGGGUGAUGUGCUGCGAAACACCACCGAAUACAUCGGCCCCGAAGUGAACGAAAAACGCCAGGUACUGAAUGAAGUAGAACGAGCGGCUCAAACGCUUCUGGGACAAGAAACCCCGCUAAAAACAGAAUGGGUUAUUCCCAUCGAUACGAAUACACCAAAGCUAGUCUUGUUUGUCGGGUGUAAAGACGGCUCGUGUGUUAACCAUUCAUGUGUCUUCAAGUUCCCGGACAUUGAUACUAGGGCCCGCUUGCAUAAGGCUAUGACACAGCUUCAAACCACUCUUUCAGAUGCAAUGGCGCCCAUUAUUUGCCUUCCAGUACCUGUAUUCCAUGAGUCCGUUGGACUUCCCAGCAAAGCUGAUUUGAAAAAGGAGGCAUCGAAACUGCCGUUGAGAAUUCUGCAAUCAUACAUGUGUCCUCAGGAAGCCAAUGUUAUCACGGCGAACUCCACGACCGACAUACUGUCAAGGUUACGCCGCAUAAUGGGUGUUAUCUUGCAUAUCGACAUAGAUGAUGUUGGUCUCCACGAUAGCUUCUUCACCCUAGGCGGUGAUUCAAUUUUAGCAAUGCAAGUCGUUGCGCAGUGCCGUGACGAGAAUAUAUAUAUCACUGCUCACGAUAUUUUUGAUGCCAAGACGAUACACCGUAUUGCCUUAAGAGCGUCUCCGUCGUCGGAAAACAAUUUUGCAGCCAUUCAGGAUAUAUCGUUGCUUCCUGAUAGAUAUCAGGAUAUUGCAGCAUUUGAAACCAAUAUGAAACAGUUGGAUAAGCUACCGAGAUCUGCCAAGGUAGAGGACGUGUACCCUUGCACUGAUCCUCACAUGGGACUGCUCCGGAAGAUGAGCUCCUCCUUUCAUCUAUCUUACACGAUCUGGGAAGUUACUGUUAACGAUGUAUCGACUGACAUUGAACGCUUGCUUUUCGCUUGGAAUUCAGUUUCUAAGCGCCAUGCUGCGCUGCGAACAAUCUUGAUGGAAGGUUUUGGUUCAGAACACCAUGUUGUGCUGGGGAAUUGCCCCACAGAAGCUAAGGUCUUGCGGCAACUAAGUUCCAAUGAUCUCAGUACCGCUCUACGCGAAUCACACCUAGACAUUCAGCAGAGCCAAGUUACACCCUACAGGCUCACGAUCUACCAGUCUGAUGCCGGUCAGGUUCUGUGCAAACUUGAAGGCAGCCACGCGUUUCUUGAUGCAAGCUCAGUGCUGAUCCUUCUCCGUGAGCUAUCUAUGGCAUAUCGUGGAUUACCUUUUCCCGCCCCAGCACCGUCAUACCGCUCAUGGGUGACAUAUCUGGAUAGUUGGAGAAGAAAUAGUCAACAUCUCGAUUAUUGGCGACAGAGGCUCAGCGGGAUAUCGCAAUGCCAUUUCCCGUCAAAAUCCACAGAUUGCCUUUGCCGAGAUAACUGCACUACUUCUCAGCUCCAGUACGUAGUUAACCCACUCGUUGACACCAAUACUCUGCAACGCUUCUGCAGCAAGUACGAAGUGACGAUAACAAACGUUCUCCAACUAUCAUGGGCACUGGUAUUGCAAGAAUACUGUCAAUCGAGCGAUGUCUGUUUUGGAACGACGAUCUCUGGACGCGAUGCACCGAUUGAUGGAGUUCAAGAAAUGGUCGGCUCGAUCUUCAAUGUUCUUCCAUGUCGAUUUCUUCUGGACGCAGAGUCCUCUUUCUUAGAGACAUUAGAGUGGAGCCAGAAAAGCACUCUCGAGGACAAAUCGCAUCAAUUUUGCUCACUUGUGGACCUCGAGGGUUUUUUGCUACCAGGAAACCAGGAUCAACCACUGUUCAAUACAUGUCUGUCAGUGGAGAGCGCACUGUCCAAUGAUACGGGAGGGCUUUCCUUUCGACCGAUAGAGACGCAUGAAGAGACACAUAAUGAUAUUCUUGUUGUUGUGACCGCCCAACCUGGCAAGACUGAAACUCAACUUAUGUACUGGUCACAUCUGAUGGACGAAAAGCAAGCCGUGGAAGUAACUGAGGCGCUUCGAAAAUGUUUAAUAGGGGUUUUGGAAAACCCUCAUCUGAAGUGAUCCAACCGUUCGACGCCGCGCAAUACCAUUCGCUCAUCCAGUAGCUGAGCAUAGUUAUUCAGUAUGGAGGACGAACUCUUCUA
This is a messenger RNA of Aspergillus costaricaensis CBS 115574, 5900 nucleotides long. Its product is annotated as gramicidin S synthetase 1. Lineage: Eukaryota; Fungi; Ascomycota; Eurotiomycetes; Eurotiales; Aspergillaceae. Bases 1 to 5817 code for a protein of 1938 amino acids. The record is from RefSeq and is a predicted model, not a curated record. Gene Ontology annotation, molecular function: phosphopantetheine binding; catalytic activity. The transcript is spliced from 3 exons. Gene Ontology annotation, biological process: amino acid activation for nonribosomal peptide biosynthetic process; secondary metabolite biosynthetic process. Gene Ontology annotation, cellular component: cytoplasm.